AUGCGUCUGGUGCCAGCGUCGCCGCUGGGCGUGGCCGAGGGGUGGGUGAGCGGGCUGCGCGCGUGGCUGCACGAGGUGGUCAACUGCGCCGAGUACGGGUACUCGCCCGUGCGCCAGUGCGAGCAGUGUCAGCCCUGCGAAUGCGGCUGCGGGGAGGCGGCGGCGCUGGCGGAGAGGUGCGAGCAGUGCCCGCUGUACGGGGCCUCGAGCCCCGCGCCCCAGGAGAGGUCGUGGGUGAUGGAUCCGUCUCUGGGAGACGAUGAGGCGCCGAAGGACCCUGGGGCCCUUCAGGCUCACCAGCCCAGCUACACCGAGAAGGACUUCGAAGAGUAUCAGGAGUAG
This is a messenger RNA of Gryllus bimaculatus (two-spotted cricket), 342 nucleotides long. The record is from the annotation of a GenBank genome assembly. NCBI's taxonomy places the organism in Eukaryota, Metazoa, Arthropoda, Insecta, Orthoptera, Gryllidae.